Molecule: messenger RNA, 5772 nt
Organism: Trichechus manatus latirostris (Florida manatee)
Lineage: Eukaryota; Metazoa; Chordata; Mammalia; Sirenia; Trichechidae
Gene: PDE3A
Product: phosphodiesterase 3A
Exons: 16
Coding region: 1-3405 (1134 amino acids)
Biological process (GO): positive regulation of oocyte development; oocyte maturation
Cellular component (GO): cytosol
Molecular function (GO): calmodulin-activated 3',5'-cyclic-GMP phosphodiesterase activity
Source: RefSeq, a predicted model, not a curated record
AUGGCAGUGCCCGGCGAGGCCGCCCCAGUCAGGGACAAGCCCGGCCACGGUGGGGCGAGUCAAACCCCCGCGGCGGGCCCAGACUUCCACGGUCGUGCCGGCCCCGCGUCACCGCGGGACUCGGGCUGCAGCGGCUGCUGGGGAGACCUGGUGUUGCAGCCGCUCCGGCGCUCCCGGAAACUUUCCUCGGCUCUGUGCGCGGGCUCUCUGUCCUUUCUGUUGGCGCUGCUGGUGAGGCUGGUCCGCGGGGAGAUCGGCUGUGACCUGGAGCAGAGUAGUGAGGAGGCGGCGGUGGAGGAAGCGGCCCGGGGAGCAGAAGGGGGCGUCUUCCCAGGGCCUCGGGGAGGUGCUCCCGGGGGCGGCGCGCCGCUUAGCCCCUGGCUGCAGCCCUCGGCGCUGCUCUUCAGUCUCCUGUGUGCCUUCUUCUGGAUGGGCUUGUACCUCCUGCGCGCCGGGGUAAGCCUGUCUCUGGCCGUCGCGCUGCUGGCCGCCUGCUGCGGGGGAGAAGCGCUCGUCCAGAUUGGGCUGGGCGUCGGGGAGGAUCACUUACUCUCGCUCCCCGCCGCGGGGGUGGUGCUCAGCUGUUUGGCCGCCGCGACAUGGCUGGUGCUGAGGCUGAGGCUGGGCGUCCUCAUGAUCGCCUUGACUAGCGCAGUCAGGACCGUGUCUCUCAUUUCCUUAGAGAGGUUCAAGGUCGCCUGGAGACCUUACCUGGCGUACUUGGCCGGCGUACUGGGGAUCCUACUGGCCAGGUACGUGGAGCAAAUCUUGCCGCAGUCGGCGGGGGCAGCUCCGAGGGAACAUUUUGGGUCCCAGCUGAUUGCUGGGACCAAAGAAGAUAUCCCGGUGUUUAAGAGGAGGAGGCGGUCCAGCUCCGUGGUGUCCGCCGAGAUGUCGGGCUGCAGCAGCAAGUCCCAUCGGAGGACCUCCUUACCCUGCAUACCGAGGGAACAGCUCAUGGGGCAUUCGGAAUGGGACCAUAAGCGAGGGCCAAGAGGAUCCCAGUCUUCAGGAACCAGUAUUAUUGUGGAUAUUGCCGUGAUGGGCGAGGCUCACGGCCUCAUUACCGACCUUCUGGCGGACCCUUCUCUGCCCCCAAACGUGUGUACAUCCUUGAGGGCAGUGAGCAACCUGCUCAGCACACAGCUCACCUUCCAGGCCAUUCACAAGCCCAGAGUGAACCCCGUCCUUUCCUUCAGUGAGAACUAUACCUGUUCUGAUUCUGAAGAAAGCUCUGAAAAAGACAAGCUGGCUAUUCCCAAGCGCCUGAGAAGGAGUUUGCCCCCAGGAUUGUUGAGGAGAGUUUCAUCUACUUGGACAACCACCACCUCAGCCACAGGUCUACCCACCUUGGAGCCUGCACCAGUUCGGAGAGACCGUAGCGCCAGCAUCAAACUGCAUGAAGCACCUUUAUUGAGUAACCCAGUGAUGAUGACGCUCACCAAAAGCAGAUCCUUCUCAUCUUCCUAUGCUGUUUCUGCAGCUAAUCACGUGAAGGCUAAAAAGCAAAAUCGAACAGAUGCCCUAGCUAAGAUUUCACCUCUCUCAUCGCCCUGUUCUUCACCUAUCCAAGGGACUCCUGCCAGCAGCCCCAUCAGUAAAAUUUCUACGGUGCAGUUUCCAGAAUCUGCAGAAACAACUGGCAAACCAGGCCUAAGUUCUCACAGGGCCUUAACAUGUUACACUCAGAGUGCCCCUGACCUAUCCCCUCAGAUCCUGACUACACCUGUUAUAUGUAGCAGCUGUGGCAGACCAUAUUCCCACGGGAAGCCUGCUGAUGGGCCGCUGGAGAGAAGCAGUGCAACCUUUCGGACACCAAGCAGAACGGAUGACACAGCCCAAGUUACCUCUGAUUAUGAAACCAAUAACAACAGUGACAGCAGCGAUAUUGUACAGAAUGAAGAUGAGACUGAGUGCCCCAGAGAGCCGCUGAGGAAAGUGUCAGCUUGCAGCACCUACACCCCGGAGACCAUGAUAUUUCUGGACAAACCAAUUCUUGCUCCUGAACCUCUUGUCAUGGAUAACCUGGACUCAAUUAUGGAGCAGCUAAAUACUUGGAAUUUUCCAGUUUUUGAUUUGAUGGAAAAGAUAGGAAGAAAAUGUGGCUGUAUUCUUAGUCAGGUAUCAUAUAGACUUUUUGAAGACAUGGGUCUGUUUGAAGCUUUUAAAAUUCCAAUUAGGGAAUUUAUGAAUUACUUUCAUGCUUUGGAGAUUGGGUACAGGGAUAUUCCUUAUCAUAACAGAAUCCAUGCCACUGACGUCUUACAUGCUGUUUGGUAUCUUACUACGCAACCUAUUCCGGGACUCUCAACUGUGAUUAAUGAUCAAGGGUCAGCAAGUGAUUCAGAUUCUGACAGUGGAUUUACACAUGGACAUAUGGGUUAUGUAUUCUCAAAAAUGUAUAAUGUGCCAGAUGGUAAAUAUGGAUGUCUCUCUGGGAAUAUCCCUGCCUUAGAGUUGAUGGCACUGUAUGUGGCUGCAGCCAUGCAUGAUUACGAUCACCCCGGAAGGACUAAUGCCUUUCUGGUUGCAACUAGUGCUCCUCAGGCGGUACUAUAUAACGAUCGUUCGGUUUUGGAGAAUCAUCAUGCAGCUGCUGCAUGGAAUCUUUUCAUGUCCCGGCCAGAGUAUAACUUCUUAGUUAACCUUGAUCAUGUGGAAUUUAAGCAUUUCCGUUUCCUUGUCAUUGAAGCAAUUUUGGCCACGGACCUGAAGAAGCACUUUGACUUCGUAGCCAAAUUUAAUGCCAAGGUAAAUGAUGACGUUGGAAUAGAUUGGACCAAUGAAAAUGAUCGUCUACUGGUUUGUCAAAUGUGUAUAAAGUUGGCUGAUAUCAACGGACCAGCUAAAUGUACGGAACUCCACCUUCAGUGGACAGAGGGUAUUGUCAAUGAAUUUUACGAACAGGGUGAUGAAGAGGCCAGCCUUGGGCUACCGAUAAGCCCCUUCAUGGACCGUUCGGCGCCUCAGCUGGCCAGUCUUCAGGAAUCCUUCAUCUCUCACAUUGUGGGUCCUCUGUGCAACUCCUAUGACUCAGCAGGACUAAUGCCAGGGAAGUGGGUGGAAGACAGUGAUGAGUCAGGGGACACUGACGACCCAGAGGAAGAGGAGGAAGAGGAAGCACCAACCGAAGAGAAAACCUGUGAAAAUAAUGAAUCUCCAAGAAAGAAAACUUUCCAAAGGAGGAAAAUCUUCUGCCAAAUUACUCAGCACCUCCUGGAGAACCACAAGAUGUGGAAGAAGGUCAUCGAAGAGGAACAGCGGUUGGCAGGCAUGGAAAGGCAAUCCCUGGACCAGUGCUCUCAGCAGCACUCCUCAGAACAGAUCCAGGCCAUCAGGGAAGAAGAGGAAGAGAAAGGAAAGCAGGGAGUGGAGGAGAGCCCACCCCCAAAGCCGAACCAGUGACAGUGGGUGGAGCAGGCUGUGGUUCCAAACCGAUUGACUUGUCACAGACUUUUCAAGCCAGGACAACACUUAGACACAACACUGUAGAAAUAUGAGAAGAUGGACAAAUGGCUGUUGCAUUUGGGGAUUCUUCGCAUUUUAUGUGUUUAUUUUUACAGUGAGUUACAUUGUUUAAACUCUUGCUCAAAGAAGCUUUCACACUUUGACACCAGCUUGUAAGAAUUUUUUUUAAGGAGGAAAUAUAUAUGUGUGUGUCUAUAUAAGCUCACACAUAGAUACAUGUAAAUCAUAUUCAUACACACACACACAUGCACACAUGCACAUAGACCAAAAGCCGGGAUUACUGGCUCAUAAUUUAGUAGCAUUUAUAUUAAGUAUAUAGUGGUCACUGUGAUAUAAUAAAUCGUAAAGGAAAACAAAUCACAAGGGAAAAGGUGCGGCUUAGCAAGGAAACAGUACAGCAAAUGUAGGUUAGCAACUAAGCAGCUUUUGCUCUAACACUGAGGGAUGAAAGUUCCAGAGCAUUAUUCGAAUUCUGACGCAUCCUGCCAAUAUCGUGUGUGUGGACACGCAUAUGUGUAAAUGUGUGUAAGCAGUGAUUGAAAGGGUGCCUGUGUGUAUGUGUGUUGGUGUGAAUGUAGAGAGAGACUUUUAUAGUUUUAGUAAUUCAUCAAAUAACUGUAGCAGAUGACUCAGUACAUGUGAACAAACAGAAGGAAGUUUAUUCUGGGGUGUCUUUGAGAGGCAGCUAUUCUAAAUGCCGUCUGCCUUUUAGCUGCAAGAAAGCUUCCUUUGCAGAUAGAGUGUGUUCAUGGGCUGCUCGAGAGGGCCACGUGAUUGGUACUACUGCUAUGCACCACUUGGAGGCACUCUAUAACCAGCCUCCAACCAGAAGGAAAGGCAUUUUCCAAUCUAGGCGCCUAGUGAAUGUAUAGAAGGCUGUGUGUCUGUCUGUGAGUCUGUGUGUCACUCAUCUAAGAUCAAAUCACCAUUUAAAGGGAUGACAUUCUUUACACAUAAACACUUCUAAGAAAGAGCUGGAGUCAGGUUAGAAUUCUGAAAGGUUGCUGGAGAAGGCCUGGGAAAUUACAUUUAACAGUGAUCACCUAUGACUUCUUAAUUUGCUGCAAAAUGUGUGCUAGAAAAAGAAAGAAAGGCAAACAGAAAUCCUGUCUGGAGUUUUUAGAGACGGGGGAGAGAAUUUCUACCUAGUGUUUUGGUGGUGUUGACAUGGUGAGAGCCUGAUUCUUGGCAACUGUUGAAGACUGGCUUUUGGAGGGUAAAGGUCCCACUGACAACCCCUGUCUGGUAUUCCACGUGGGGUGUGAUGGGUCAGUUUCUAGCUGCAAUCUGGCCCACUGUCAUGCUGCUUUUGGCAGGGAAGAUUAUAGAGCGAUUGUUUUGGAAUUGGGCCAAUCAUUGAAAGUUGUUUUUGUUUUGUUUUUGGUUUGUUUGUUUAUCUACACUUGUUUAUGCUGUGAGCCAAACCUCUAUUUAAAAAGUUGAUAUUCACUUUCAAUAUUUUAUUUCAUAUUAUUAUAUUCGUCAUGAAUAGUUAUCUUGAUGUAAAUAUAUAAAGAUUUUUGUUUUUGGUUUUGUAGAUAGUAAACUCUUUACAAAAAAAAAAAAGAGAAAAGGGAAACAUUUUUAUAGUUAUAUUUUAACCACCAUUUUUAUACAUUUUAGCCAUCUCCAAGCCCAAGAAGAGAAUGAAGGUUCAUUUGCAUGGGGCGAGGGACAGCCACUCAUCUACCCAUUCUAAUUUAAAUAAUAAUCUGAUCUAGUCAUUUUAUGCCAAUUUAAUGAGGAUGCUGCAGAGAAUGUUUUUUCACUAGUAGUUUUCGCUAACUGAAAGAAUUCUGGGUCCAUGUCUCCCAGAUGAAAGACUUUCUUAUCCAGAAGAUGCAGAGUGUUUUAUAAUCAGUGGACAUCUCUUCCCAACACUUUUUGGUUAUAACUCUUCCUACAGACCUGUAUAUGGCCCUGCUCAGCAUCUAAACAAUCUUAGUUUGAUAGUGAUUUUAACCCUUUAUUUCCUCCGAAGUCAUAGAAUAGAGUGUUGACAUUAAAAAUGCCUUUGUUUCUCGUAAACAGAUAUUGUUCUCUUCUGAGGCAAUGAUUUUCCAAUAAUCUACAGUAUUUUUUCAACUAAGGCAAUGAUAAUACAAAUCAAAAAUAAACAUUGCUUUAAGACCACUUUUCCAAUAAGUAGGGCAAGUGAGAAAAAGAUCAAAUGGACCCAGACUUCUACCUAAAUAACUAGAACAUAUUUCAGUCUUUUUGAGUUGACACUACGUCAUCAUUAUUUAGGACUUACUGUGUUCUUUCCCGUUUUUCUUAGUAUUGCCUGUAUAUCUCUCUGUCUGC